ACGCCCCCGGUGCCUCUGUAGUACAGGGACAAAAUGGAAGCUCGCGCGGUGUGAGACCCGCGCUGCGUGCUGUAGCCCCGCUGCGCGUAUUUGUGAAUGGAGAAAAGGAGUCACUGUAAGAGGAUUACUUGAUUUUCAACUCUGAGUGUCCCUAAUUGGCGAGAUGGAGGAAGCUGGAGAGGGACAUCAGGCCCUGGCGGACAAUACUUCUAACACUAAUGAGGUACCCAAAAGAUGGGGCUUCCGAAGGAGCACGAUAGCCAGGCGUGAGUUUAUGGAGGAGGUCGGAAACUUGGACAGUACUCCUGUCUCAGCUCCUCGCCGAGGCGCUCGACAGGCCAGAGGCAGGGGGCGAGGUCGAGGUAGGGGUAAAGAAGCUGGCGAGGCGAGGCCAGAUUCUCCAGCUCCAAAACGAGGAAGAGGACGAGGUGGCAGGAAAAGUGCCCCAGCAAACCUAUCCUUUGUACCUUUAGCGGCACCACCAGAUGCACCCACCACAACUAACUUUGGUGGAAGUAGUUUUGUAGGUUUAGGCACCACACAACAAAAAACAGCUAAUUCGGCUGCUAAUCUUCGGUCGUCUAUUCAACUGCAGGCUGUUUCAGACAUUGAAGCGUCUAGUGAAGCGGCCGUCUCCGACCAGACUGAGGAUAGCGAUGAUCUCACCCUCCGAGAGCUUCAGGAGCGGGCGAGGAACCGACGCAGACUCGAGGAAGCUAGCGCUUUACUUGUAACUGACUUGAACUUGAACACUAACAGUGUAAAUAAGGGUGUAGGAGAGGCACAUGAACAGAAACGAUGUUUAGAGUCUGAGCAGAAUAAUGAUCUCAGAGUUCAGGGUGGUGCAUCAUCUUCCUGCUCUGAUCAAAGGGCUGGUAGAAGCUUAGAUGCAUCAAACACAGACCAAAAGACAGUUAGAGUAGUCGUAACGAAUGAAAUGGAAGAGGAGGCCAUGCAAAGUGAAGACUCGGACAAACCUUUAAACGACAGCAGCGAGGAAAGUGACCCCAAUGCCAUUUACUGUAUUUGUCGACAGGCGCACAAUAACAGGUUCAUGAUCUGCUGUGACCGUUGUCAGGAAUGGUUCCAUGGGGACUGCGUCGGCAUCACUGAGGCUCGUGGUCGUCUUCUGGAGAAGAACGGAGAGGACUAUAUUUGUCCCACUUGUUCUCCUUGUCAGAGUCCUGUAGAUUUCCUGAAGCAGCCGGUGCUCUCCAGAGCAGCACUGAGUUCCUCCUCUGAAAGCCUUUUAUCCAGCUCUGCCGGAGAGGACCGACCCAGCGAGGACGAGGGCAUCCGAGGAAAAAUCCGGAAAGCCACCACACCCAGCACUAAGAGAAAGUUCAAGAUUUUCCAACCGGUGAAGGUUGAAGCAGCUCUGUUGGGCCGUGAGAAGGAGGACGAGUCGAAGGUGAAUCAGAAAGCGACGGAGGAAAAGGCUGCAGCUCCUAAGUGUAUCGGGCCAGGCUGUUUUAACGAUGCCUUGCCUGAGUCUGUCUACUGCGGCCAUCAGUGCAUCAUCCGACACGCCGCUGUGGCGAUGCAGACCAUCUCCGAGCCCAAACCACAACCCCAGAUUCAGCCCAAACCUGCUCCUAAACCUGUCCCAAAGAUCCAGAAGAGGACGUUUCUUGAAAAGCUCUUUAAGAGGAAAGUGGUGGAGAAGCCGGUGAAGGAAGAGGAGGGCAGCAGUAAGGAGGCUGUGGUGAGCUCAGCGAUGGAGGAGCCCGUCGCAGCUCCGCUGUGCGCUGACCCUGAGCCCAAAGCUACGGGGGCGCAGGAGUCUACGGCAAUCGCUCCAUCAGUAUUUUACAAAUCCACUACGGUUAAAGAUGUAACGGAACAUGUGGAAAAUAAAGCAGAGACAAAGGAAGAUGCUCCUCAGGUUGAGCCUCCAAGUCCACCAGCUUCAUCAGACGUUCCUGAGAAAGAAGAGAAGACGGAAAAAGCUGAUGAAAAAGCAUCUUCUCCAGAUCCACCGCUCAGGAAACCAGUCUGUAAUCCACUUCCCAGUCGGGCCAAGAAAACCAUGCCCGGCUCUCCACGCCUGGCUGGGAUCAGACCGCUUCAGCCAGAACCUUCACAAAGCAAGAAGAGCACCGUCACCGUUUCAGAGAAGCCGAGCCAGAAUAAUAAACCUACGAUCGAACCUCAGGUCCAAACACCGUCCUCCGGUCCGGCACCGGAGAUACGAGUUCUGCCUGUUACUCCAGCGCCGGUUGCUCCUUCCAGACCUCUUCAGGCUCAUCCUAACAUGCAGAUGAGGCAGAACAUCAGACGCUCCCUCACUGAGGCCUUAUCAAAAAGGGUGUCUGAAAGUGAUGAUCUGGAGAUGUCUGAGAGUGACGUUGGGAGGCUGGCUGUGAACAUCGAGCGAGAGAUGUUUAAUAUGUACUACACUACGGACAACAAGUACAAAAAUAAGUACAGAACGCUGCUAUUGAGCUUGAAAGACCCCAGAAACAAGGGUCUUUUCUACCAGGUGAUGAAGGGCUACAUCACUCCAUUUAAACUAACCCGGCUGAAUCAGCAGGAGCUUCAAGGGGUUGAGAAUAUUGCUGCCACUCCCCUGAAGGAAGACCCGCCCCCUGUCUGUGUAAAUAUGGAGGAGCCUCUUUCUGUAUCUGAGGAAAAUGUGGUAAAAUCAGAGAGCACUGCGUCUUCAUUAGAAGAAAAAGCCUCCACAUCUCAGGCGAGACCCUCACAACCCAGGAAGGUCAGCACUGCUGUAUCGGACAUCAUCAGCAGCAUGCUAAAAGAUACAACGUCAGAGCAUAAAGCCCAUCUGUUCGACCUUAAAUGCAGGAUAUGUACUGGUCAGAUUUCUGCUGAUGAGGAUCCUGAUGCUAAGACGUUGAAAAAAGAAGAGCUAAAAGAGCCGAAAGAGGUGCAGGAGGAGAAACCACAGUUUGUUAUUCAGAUGUUUGAUAAAAAACCUGAAGAAUCCGACUCAGUUAUGGAGUCUCCAGCUUCGCCGACUGCGGAGGACACCAGCAUGGAGAUGACCCCCUCAGAGUUUUCUCCAAUGGUGAUCCCUGAGGUCUCUCUCGUGUCCAUCACAAGACGGGAUCCACGUACAGCUGCGUACCGACCUGCACCUGUACCUACUGUUGCUCCGCCUCCUGCCCAGGCUCCGCCUCUAGCUCAGGCUCCACCCCAUGCACAGGUAACAACCCUUACCUGGGCUCCACCUCCUGCUAAGGCUUUACCUUCUGCCCAGGCCCUGGUCCCAACCCAAGCUCCACCUCCUCCUCAGGCUCCACCCCCUGCUCAGGCACCGCCUCCUGCUUGGGCUCCACCCAUUGCCAAAGCUCCACCUCCUGCUCAGGCAUCAGUAAUUGAGAAAGAGAAAGUGGAGGAACCUAAGAUUCAAGUUCAACCCCUGCCUCUUCCUCCACCACCGCCCAUGCCAAAAUCCAUACUAAUGAAACCUUCUGCUCCAUCAUUACCAAGGUUUUACACUGCAUCUGGUUCAACCACAAGAAUUGCACGUUCACUUACACCAGGUGAAAAUGAGACGGGACAGUUUUUGUCCAAACAGGAUACAGUAUGGAAGGGCUUUCUCAACAUGCUGAACGUGGCCAAGUUUGUUACCAAGGCGUAUUUAAUCUCAGGAUCAGCGUCUGCUGAGCUGCUGAAAAAGGACUUGCCAGAUACGAUCCACAUUGGUGGACGGAUAUUACCACAAACAGUUUGGGAAUAUGUUGAGAAAGUAAAGACAUCCGUAACAAAGGAGCUGUCUUUGAUUCGCUUUCAUCCCGCGACUGAUGAAGAGGAGGUUGCAUACGUGUCCUUGUUUUCUUAUUUCAACAGUCGACGAAGAUUUGGGGUUGUUUCUAAUAUUUGCAACAGUGUUAAAGACCUUUAUCUCAUUCCUCUUUCUGCAAAAGAGUCCAUCCCCUCUCUACUGCUGCCACUGGAAGGACCAGGACUCGAGGAGCAACACCCCAAUCUUAUACUCGGGCUGGCAAUCUGUCAGAAAAUGAAGCGUCCUGGUGCACCUUCUCAGGAGUUUGAUGAAAAAAGGCCAAGACUCUUGGUGCCACUGGAUUCGCAAGGGGUGUCCCUUCCUACCAAACCUACAGUUCCUGAUGUUAAACUACUAGAUGGCAGUGAGCCUUAUGACCCGGAUAUACCCAUCAGCACUACUCCUCCUGGAUCUCCACCAGCUGGAGGAUCACCAGAUUCGUCAUCCUCCUCCUCAAGCUCUCUGACUGGCCCAUCUGCACUGUCUAGUAUUCUCUCCGUGGUCAAUCCUUUAAUGUCUGGUAGUGCUGGCACUGCCAAGACUGCCUCUUCCAGUCUUGUACCACCUUCUGGUGCAGGCACCUCUUCUAGCAAUAAUCCUCUACAGACUAUUCUUAAUACGUUAUUCGGAAACAAAAAACAAGACUCUGAUUUAAUAGCGAAUACUUCUGAAUCAAGUCCUUCUGGAGCGAAAGAACCUUCAGUGACCAGUCCAACCAGUGUUGACCCCAUUGUUCAGCAGUACCAGCAGACUCCAAAGGAUACAUUAGUAGAGAAAAUUGAAUUGAAAUUGGAUGACGAUGAUAGACCUUACGACCCUGAGGAGGAGUAUGAUCCCGCCGUUGAAUAUCAAAAUGUUGCUACUUUGAACUUCAAUGAAAUCUCUUCCUCUACAAAUAAGGUUGUUGAUGGUGAAGGUGGUGGUGAUGACGAUGAUGAUGAUAGACCCUAUGACCCAGAGGAAGAAUAUAAUUUAGGAAGUAAAGUUGAUACUCAGUUAGUCAGCUCAACGAAUGUGACAACAGUUUCUGAGAUUCAACCACCAGUAGACCCCGAAAUGAAAAACGACAUGGCCUAUGACCCAGAGGAUGAAACACUCUUUGAAGAGAUGCAGACCUACCUGGCGGAUACAAAUACACCCACCACCUCCCAGUGUGAAACAGCUCCAUCUGUAACAUUGUCUGAACAGCAGAGAUUGCUGGAGGAGUUGAACAGACAAAUAGAGGAACAGAAGCGUCAGCUGGAAGAGCAAGAGGAGGCGCUACGUCUACAAAGAGCAGCAGUUGGUGUCUCUAUGGCCCAUUUUUCAGUCUCGGAUGCUCUUAUGUCACCACCACCAUGUUUUGGCAGAGAACCCGAAGAGCCAACAGUAAAAGCACCAGCUGGUUCAACAGUGAACACAAGUAGGGAUCCGAGGCAGUCCAGAAACAUAAGGCAAGAUUCUGUUGUCGACAACAUAAAUAUGGAUAACGACGAAGUAAAUUCUAUAAAUGAAAGUUUUAUGAGAAAGCAAGCAUUGACACAAGCAACCUUUUUGGAGCCUUCAAACAAUGUAGUGGUACAUGAUAUAUCCAUGCCUGAGCAUAAGCUGGAGAUAGAUACCGAUAUAUCAUCAAUAACAUUAACUGACAAAAGGUCCACUAGUAUCGACAGAAAACAUCAACAUCAAAGUGCAUCUGAACUGGACGAAAGUACCCAGUCAUCCAGUAAUGAGAAAAAUCAACACUCAGACAGUAGAACACAAAGGCAUUCAUCCAAACCGGAAAAUAAUAGUUCUCCCAGAAGAAGGUCGAGGCAGAAUGACCGUAGAUCACACCACGAGGAAAAGUCUUCCCGUGUCUCCAGAGGUGAAGCAGACCGGUAUCGCAGAAGAGGUAAACGUUCUCCUGAGCGAUCAAGGCGAAGUCGAAGCCGAAGUCAUAGUCGUGAUCGUGAUCGUAGUCGUAGUCGCAGUCGCAGGCAAGAAAGAGUGUCAUCCAGUCAAAGAGAUCGCCACCGUCACAGAAGUACUUCAAGACAUAGGACUAGAAGAGACCAGCGCUCACCAAGGUUACACUCAACUCAGAGUAGGAGAUCUGAACAACGCGAGGAUGACAAGUCCCGCCAGAAAGAACAGUCACCAUCAAGGCCGAGAAGAAGGUCAAUAGACCACAGCACUGAACUGGCACAGAGUACAAAGCAGGAAGCAUCUAUGCAAGUUCAGGGUGAUGAAUUGCCAAACAAGGCUUCUGAGAAUGGAGAACAAAAUGCAUCAGAAGUGCAUCAGGGAACUGAAAACAAUCAGCCCAGCCAUAGAAGGCAGCCAUCUACUGACCUGUCUGGUCUGCAUGACAAGGUUUCUCAAAGGGAGCAACUGCCAUUAAUGACAAAUCUAUAUCAGGGUGACGUCUCUCAGCCUGGCUCUGAAAAAUUUGGUACUGAAAAUAAGCCUGCAUUGGAGUCUGCAAAGGAAGAGCAUUCAAAUAAGGACUUUAAAGUAAGGGACGAAAACCGAGAUGAGCCAGAAGUACCGAAAGAUCAUUUCUCUCAAAGAGAUCACUCCGAAUUACCCUCGCAGAGGAAUAGAAAUACUGGUUUAAUUCGUCAAGCAGACCUACUCCUACCAGAGCCACAGUCAUUUCAAAGUGAGGGUGCACCACAACGUGAUCCUCGCCAGUCCAGUAAAAACAGCCCUCAUACUUCUAGGGAAAACUCUUUGCAAAGAGACGAUUUUUGGCAGGAUGAUUCAGAGAGGUUCCACUGCAGGGGCCAGCCUCGUUUUGAGCGUUCCCUACUGCAUCAAAGUGAGGCUGACCAGUUCCCGAGUAUCAGAGAUUCGAGGGGUAAUGUUCCACAUGAUGAGCCUGUACUUAGUGGCCAAAGAGAUGAAAAACAGUCCUUUGGCUCACUACAUUCGCAAAGGGGCCAUUCCUCAUACCAUGAGAUUGAUCACAAAAGGCAAUUUCCUCAACGGAUACCCCAAACACAUAGGGAAGAUUCCACAGAACGUGAACAACCUUUUUCCAAAAACGAAUCAUUAUCUGGACCUCCAGAUUUGCAAAGAAGGCAACCUCCCCAACGAGUACUCCAAACACAUCGGGAAGGUUCCUUAGAACAUGAGCGGCCUUAUUUCAGAAACCAGACAGCAUUAUCUGGACCUCCAGAUAUGGCAAGUGGUGGCCCCGACCUGCGUUUUAACAGGGAAGCUUUAGCAGUACGUCCAUCUCAAGGCCAUAGAGGUAACUUAGCACCGGAUGAGACUCAUCAAAACAAUCACGACAACUACCCCGAAAGAAUACCUCCUAGUUAUGGAGAAGAAAGGGAAACCAACAAGGUAAGCCACAAUGCUGAUAGGUACUCAGGUAAUUUUCCAUUGCAAGAGACAGAGUCAGGCCAUCAGCGAGGUCUACCGUACAGGCCAGCCCACUUGCAAGAAGGUAAUUUUGUCCAGCCUGAGGCUGAAGAGACAGAUUUCAAAAACCAUCCACACCAGAUGCCAUCCAGUAGGAGGAGAGGUAGUUUUCAUGAGGAUGACGCCGAGCAGUUACAUCACCAGGACCAUGCUCCAGCUGAUUUUUCACAAAGGGAGAGGGAUAUACCCAGAGAACUCUAUUUUAGAGAGCAGUUUAGACCAAGAGCUCCUGGUGACCAGUGGAGAGGCCCACCUCCCAGGGUUCAUGGCCCAAGAGGACCUCCCUUGGGUACAUUGAUGACACCAAGAGGUCCUAUAGCUAUAAGGCCCAGGAUGCCCCGAGCUCCCCACCCUGAAAGAUUUGAGAACUCUGCACCUGGUCCAAACUUUGGUCCAAGGGGACCAUACCUACGACCAAGGAUGGUUGGUGAUGCUGGAACAUCUCCAAACUUUGGGCCAAGGGGCCCACCUUCAAGACCUGAAACGUUUGAGGGUGCUGAGCCUUCGAUUAACAAAAACGUUCGACCAAGGGGCCCCAGCCCAGUUUCACAUAUGUUUGAGGCAGAAUCACCACAGAACCCAGUAUUCAGAAGUCGAUUUCAAGGACCUGGAAUGUCUGAAGGUCACAGACCUCGAAUGUUAAGGCCGAGGGGACCAUCAUUUGGUCCUAGGAUGUUUGAAGGUCCUAGACCAGGGCCAUUGCGUUUUCGAAAUGUUAUGGGUGGACCCCGUGGCCUGUGCCAACCACGACAUGAAGUGCCAAGAGGCCCGAUUGAUGUUGGAGGGCCACCUCACCCACAGUUUGAUAAUGGCAACCCUGAAUUACCAAAUUUAAAUAAUCCAAAAGAUUUUCAUGGCACAAGUGACUUUGACCCAGACCAGCCAUUUGAUGAAGCUCAACCGCAGGGUUCAGAUGAAUCAAAUUUCCAUAAUUCUGCCAAUGAAAGUUUUUCCAAUCCCCAAGAACAAAGAUACCCCUUGGGAAGGUGGACUCAAGGGCAGCCUAGGAUCCCUAUGUCUAGGAGCCAUUCAUGCAACCUGCCUGAAACACCUCAGUUUCCUGACGUAGGUUCAGACAUAAAAGGACCUCAGCGAUUUGAUGAGGUUGGAGAACAAGGGACACUAGAGGAAAUAGACGAACCGCACUUUGAAGAACCUGACGUCUACAAAGGUAGCAUGGAUUGUGAAGAUGAUACUCAAACAAAAGUCCCACGUUUCAAUCUGCCUCGGGAUUUCAGUCGCCAAAGGGCCCCAUCUCCUCAUUUCUCUGGCCUGCGAAUGCCUGCACCCCGGAACAAAGAGUCGUUUGAAGACACAAAGCCGUAUUCACCACGUUUUCUGAAUGCCCCAACUUUUACACAGCUACAGAGACCCCCAGGCCCUAAAGGAAAUGAGAUUCCAGGCUUGCUCCCACGUACACGACUACAGAUGGUACGACCACUGAUCGUACGACCACAGAUGGUACGACCACAGAUGGGACGACCACAGAUGGUACGACCAGAAGUGGUGCAACCACAAACGCAAUUAGUUGGUGGUCCAUCCAAAGAACCAGAUGUUCGCCCUUUGCGGCUAUCAGGACCUUUGCUCCCAACACCCCCUGGUGGCCCAAUUAGGAUGCAAAACCCUAGGAUGCAAAGGCCACAAGGACCUCCUGCAAGAGGACCUAACACAGGAAUUAACCCUCCCCGAUUUGACGAUAAGUUUAACAAUCCUCAAAGACAGUCCUCCCAGACUCUUAUUCAUGAAGGACCAGCAGAAGAGCAUGAAGGGGAAGAAAGUAGUAGUCAGGACAGUAGUCCUGUAAAACAUGGAAAGCGAUGGCGAAGGAGGCCAAGAAAGAGAGAGGGCAGAAAUAAGGCGGCAAGAAAGCAAAGAAUUAAAGAACGCAGAAAGAGUGGUGGCGAGGGAUAAGAAGACCGAUACUGAUCAGAACAGAAACCGAUUGAAGAAGGAAGGGCUUUGGGAGUACUAACUCAAACAAGAUAAUUAAUUGGGCACUGAUUGAAAACCACAAGAUUGUGAACUGCGAUGGAAGGUUGAAAGGUUAUUGUGCAAGCAAAUCUUGUUCUCUAUGAAUACAUAAAUUAAAUGGUUGCAGUAUGUCACUUUAAUAGUUCCUAUUUUCUUUAGUUUUUAAGAAAAUGGUUCAGAAAUCAUUUCUUUGUACAUUUGAACAACUGUUUCAUAUCAGUCAAACGUGAUUUGAUUACCUUUCUUUACCACUAUGUGUAAUGUAUAGUUUGUUUUUAGGUUUUCAAAGUAAAGGUGUUUUUUUUGUAUGUAGCAAAUUCUGAAACAUUUCUUUGGCAAAAGUUGGUUCAUAUGUAAUUAUUUUAGAUACAUCUUUCAUGUGGAAGCUAAAUGAAGUUCUCAAAAGUUGUACAGUUGAGUCCAUACAGGUUUUAUAAGCUGUUUUCUAAAGAUGCAAUACAAGCCAGUUUCAGUUGAAGGAUCAUUCAGAAGCAUAUCCAUUGGAGAUUAACACAAUAAAUAAAAAAACUCAAAGA
This is a messenger RNA of Astyanax mexicanus (Mexican tetra), 9645 nucleotides long. Its product is annotated as death-inducer obliterator 1. The coding region runs from base 164 to 9049 and encodes 2961 amino acids. Gene Ontology annotation, biological process: DNA-templated transcription; apoptotic signaling pathway. Gene Ontology annotation, cellular component: nucleus. The record is from RefSeq and is a predicted model, not a curated record. Lineage: Eukaryota; Metazoa; Chordata; Actinopteri; Characiformes; Acestrorhamphidae. The transcript is spliced from 16 exons.